UGACAGCGAAAAACCUGUCUGAAUCCAGGACUUGGCAAGAGUGAGCCCCAGACGAGAUAAUUCAAUUGGAGUCACAAGAAAUCUGAACCAGCCUGUGCUGUAUAGAAUUGCGUACGGGGCACACCCCAUCACCGAUCACUAACACCUACCUACUCGACCACCACCACCACCAUCCCCAGCCAUGCGCAACUCUCUCUACCUGGGCUGGCUGCUGCUGGCUGCCCUGAGCAUCUCUGGCUGCCUGGCGCUGCCCAUGAUCCGCUUGGGGGCUCCGAGGGAGCGCGAGAGGCUCCACGCGGAGCUGGCGAGAGACGAGGUGCCCGGUGCGCUCGGGCACCUGGCGGACGAGACGGAGGAGACUGGGGAGCGCCACUUCCUGCCGUUGCGACGAUCGCUGAGCCUGGCUGCCCAGGAUCCUCUGCAGGAGUCUGACAACUCCCCGCAGUUCCGUCUGCUGCGUGACCGCAUGCGUGCCUACCUGCAGCAAGGGGCGGCUCAGCUGGUGCCAGUGAGGGUUCCUCCCCGCGACGUGGGUCACAGGCUCACAGACCGGGAUUACAUCGGCUGGAUGGACUUUGGCAAGCGCAGUGCUAUGGAUCAAGAAUAUUACUCUUGAGAUAUGCAGCUCUAAAUGGCUCAAAACCUAUAUUAAAUACGUGGACAGAUUCCAGGGCUGUAAUUCAAACUAUUAUAUAUGAAACAUAAUGAUACUAACUAAUAAUCAUUAUUAGUAAUCAUUAUUAUAAAUUAAAAACAUUUGGUAUUUGCACCGUUCUGAGCACAGGUGGUCCAUCACGAAGGUAGUAGAUUUCACGGAUGGGUGUAGUCUGCAAGUAGGGGGCGAUGUUGCAAUGUGUAAUCGCAAUUGAAUAAUUGGUGGGUAAUUUACCAAAUUUGGACCAUGACGCCAGCGCAAAAGGGCCUACUCAUUUUGAAUUACGUCAGGGGAUUUUUUUUAACAUCCACUAGAAACAGACGACAAGUAUUCGCAUGAUUAAUAUACCCACAUUAAUAAACAAGCAGCGAACAGGCGAGCAUAGACCCGCAUCACCAUAUUUACUUGACUGUUGGUGUCUUGGAAAUCUGAACGUUUUGCUGGCCAUGUUUUAGAGGUGCAGGGAAAACAACUAACAUAGAUGUACAAUAAGUGAGCUUCAGUGAUCCAAAUGAUAUAUAUAGAUAAAUACAGUGUGUACUGUUUGUUAAGUUGGUGACGAUUUUCCAACAGCCCUUGAUGUUUGUCCAUGUGUUUUUGCUAUUUAUUGCUCAAAAGUACCAUUAUCAUGUCGAUAUUCUUCUCGUGCUGCAAUUGCAAAUGUGUUUCCCUAUGUUAAUGUACAAAGGCGUUUUGAAUAUGGCAAACCAUCUACAUUUCACUAGCAAGACGUAAAUGUACAUACAUGACAUUAAUGCAACAAUAAAAAAUCUGUCGCAAUUUUGUUGAAAAUUUAUAUUUUUAAUAUUGUUUAAUCAUUACACAAACCUGUUGAAUGAAAGGUAUAUUAAUGCGAAUACGUUAAGACAGAUCAUGUACCAAGCCCGCAUACUAAAUUACGUAUUAUUUUUAUUUUGAUAUCGCCUUUUAUUUACAUAUGAAUUAAACUUUUUUUAAUUUGCACUGGUUAGUGGUGCAUUACACGU
Molecule: messenger RNA, 1641 nt
Organism: Lethenteron reissneri (Far Eastern brook lamprey)
Lineage: Eukaryota; Metazoa; Chordata; Hyperoartia; Petromyzontiformes; Petromyzontidae
Product: cholecystokinin-like
Cellular component (GO): extracellular region
Molecular function (GO): hormone activity
Source: RefSeq, a predicted model, not a curated record